Messenger RNA from Chaetura pelagica (chimney swift), 1227 nucleotides. RefSeq names its product DEAD (Asp-Glu-Ala-Asp) box helicase 25 (gene DDX25). The coding region runs from base 115 to 1227 and encodes 370 amino acids. The record is from RefSeq and is a predicted model, not a curated record. The transcript is spliced from 9 exons. Gene Ontology annotation, molecular function: RNA helicase activity; ATP binding; RNA binding. Gene Ontology annotation, biological process: poly(A)+ mRNA export from nucleus. Lineage: Eukaryota; Metazoa; Chordata; Aves; Apodiformes; Apodidae. Gene Ontology annotation, cellular component: cytoplasmic stress granule; nucleus.
GUGGAGUCCAGCCACCGCGUGGAGAUUCUGCAGCGGGACCCCAGCUCCCCCCUCUUCUCUGCCAAGACCUUUGAGGAGCUGCCCCUGAAAAAGGAGCUUUUGCAGGGGAUUUACAUGAUGGGCUUCAACCGACCAUCCAAAAUCCAGGAGACGGCUCUGCCCAUCAUGCUGGCCUAUCCGCCCCAAAAUCUGAUUGCCCAGAGCCAGUCAGGGACAGGGAAAACAGCAGCUUUUGUCUUGGCCAUGCUGAGCAGAGUUAAUGCCACCGAGAAAUACCCGCAGUGCCUCUGCCUGGCUCCCACCUAUGAGCUGGCCCUGCAGAUUGGGCACGUCAUCGAGAGCAUCGGGCGAUUCUGCGCUGACAUCAGGGUGACCUACGCCAUCCGGGGACACCGAGUCCCGCAGGGCACCGUGCUGCAAGAGCAGAUCAUCAUUGGGACGCCAGGGACGGUGCUGGACUGGUGCUUCAAGAGGAGGCUCAUCAACAUGAAGAAGAUCCAACUGUUUGUUCUGGAUGAAGCUGACAUCAUGAUGGACACGCAGGGCCUCUCCUGUCAAAGCAUCCGUGUUCAGAGGGCUUUACCUGAGUCCUGCCAGAUGCUCCUUUUCUCUGCCACCUUCAAGGAAACGGUGCGGGCCUUCGCCAUCCGGAUCAUCUCCAACCCCAUCGUCAUCAAGCUGCGUGAGGAGGAGCUCACCCUCAGCAACAUCCGCCAGUUCUUCUUCGUCUGCCAAGGCCAGGAGCAGAAGUACAGAGCUCUCUGCAACAUCUACGGUGGCAUCACUAUUGGCCAGGCCAUCAUCUUCUGCCAGACACGGCGGAGUGCGGACUGGCUGGCGCUGCAGAUGAGCCAGGACGGACACCAGGUUGGCAUCCUGACAGCAGAGCUGACGGUGACCCAGCGCGCCAAUGUCAUCCAGCACUUCCGGCAGGGCCGGGAGAAGGUCCUCAUUGCCACCAACGUCUGCGCCAGAGGGAUUGAUGUGCAGCAGGUGACCAUCGUGGUGAACUUCAGCCUCCCCAUCAACGAGAGGAAGAAGCCGGAUUUCGAGACCUACCUGCACCGCAUCGGGCGCACAGGCCGCUUCGGGAAGGAUGGCAUCGCCUUCAGCAUGGUGGAGAGCCAGGACGUGCGGCUCGUACGCAUGAUUGAGGAGCAUUUCCAAACCAGGAUCAAGCAGCUGGAUCCAGACGACAUGGAUGAGAUUGAGAAGCUUCAAAGCUGA